UACUUGUAAUACGAUUAAAUUAGUCAAGAAUAUUUUUCGUCUUGUUAUCAGAAAUCCUUCUGAGGGUGCGCGUGUAAUAGAAUCUACGCGAUUGCAAAUAAAAUAAAAUAAUUGUUACUGAAAUUUUAAUUGUCUACAUCUCGAAACUGAACGGCGCUCAAAAAAUAAUACUUUGACAAAGAUACUUUUCGCCGAGAGCCUCUGUAUGAUCACGCAGUUUCAAGCGCAUCAUGAUCACAAUGAUGUUAUCAUCGGUUAGCCGAGACGAGAGGCACUUUUCCGCGAGUAUCUGUAAUUUAGAAAUAAAUUGUGAGAAUGCGUCUAGCGGUAAGUAGGUACUUCCCAUCGUUUGCGGAACGUUGCGAGCCGGCGACGUACGACGCGUACGUGAGAAGGUUCGAGUUCCCACAGACGCCGAAGAAACUGGGAGACCCGCGCGUCCUUGACGUCGGCCAAGUCGAAGCUGUCUCGGGGUCGGACGCGCCGAGUCACCGUAAGCGAUUCGUCAUACGCGAAAUGGGAAUUUUAACUACUUGUCAUCCGUCUUCGUCGAGGAAUUCUACGGCGCUAACAUCUAUGUGCAACAAAACGACGACGUUGUUUAUCCUGCAAGCGUGUGAAACGCGUAGGAGGCUUUAUUUAUCACCGCAUACGGGACAAGAAGCAUCCGACACGUAGGAAGCUGCUCGCGCGUUUUGAGGUGCGAUUCGCAAGCCGAGACGUGAGAAUCCAAAUCCGGCAACGCGACGCUGCUCUCCCCGACUUCGGAACAAAAGGAUCACCGAGCCAAGGGGGAGGCCUUGGUGCCGGCCACGUGGGAUCACGGCGGCGGAUCGUUAAAGAAAUAUCGAACGUCGUACGCGCCUCCCCGUCGUUCGCGGUCGCUCCAUGCGAAUACGCCGGAAUCGUAUCUGUAAUGCGAUCGCUUUGGCACUGGAUAGCGAUAGCAUCAUUAACCCUCCGUGCACCGAACACUGAAUAAGAUCUUGUUACGCGAUAUCUGACCCACCAGGGCCCAGCGCGGAGCGCUCUCGACUCCCUUUUGCCCGCACAAUACUCGCUAAUUAAACGAGCGAGCAGCCCGCCACCGCAGAUACCAGAGCGCGAUUGCUUUGUUUUCGUCCCGGGCCAGCCACGCUUCCUCCGGCCAAAUUAAUUGGAGACGAGAAAAUAAAUAGAGAACCCCGAGCGACCGACCGAUCGAUCGACCGCCCGCGCCACCAUCUCUCGCAGCAGAUGGCCGUGUCGCCGGCAAACAAACCUGCGACUUGUGGACGCAGGACAAGCCAGGGCAAAAAGUCGCAAAGUGCUAAAACAGCAACGAAAUCCGUCGCCGUGUUCCGGCGAGCGUCGCGCGCGGAGGCGAAACGGCGCGUCCGCUGUCGAAAAAAAUAUAAUUACGCUCCUUUUUCCGCAGUCCCGCACACGGUUGAUCUAAUGGAACCCAUCAUUAGUCUGAGCGUAAGCCUGGCAUUCCUCGCGCUCCUCGGUCCGCUUACAAGGCGAUCGCGGCGAAUUCUCGAGCGCAUUAUUUACGCCCGUAUUGUUACACGCUUUGUUGGUAACGCCCGCGAAAAAUCAAGAUUGAGAACUGCGGUUUGCAGAAAUGCAAUUCUGGUAUUCUUUCUCUCACGAUAGCGAUAUUCCUAUCUUGAGAAGUACAAAAACCUUACGGGUGUUAAAGAGUAAAUAAUAACUGGAUUAUAUUUAUAAAGAAAAUAAAAUACAUUUAUAGAACAUA
Messenger RNA from Ooceraea biroi (clonal raider ant), 1741 nucleotides. RefSeq lists its product as uncharacterized. The record is from RefSeq and is a predicted model, not a curated record. Lineage: Eukaryota; Metazoa; Arthropoda; Insecta; Hymenoptera; Formicidae.